Molecule: messenger RNA, 865 nt
Organism: Tilletiaria anomala UBC 951
Lineage: Eukaryota; Fungi; Basidiomycota; Exobasidiomycetes; Georgefischeriales; Tilletiariaceae
Exons: 2
Coding region: 281-781 (166 amino acids)
Source: RefSeq, a predicted model, not a curated record
GGUUGUCAUUUCAAAAAAGCUGCAGCCUUGCCGGCCCAUUCCAACCGAACCAAACUCGCAACAGUCACUGUGACCAUUUACCUCGCAACGAUCCAAUCGGUCCUUCCGACGUUCUCCACCCCGGCCUUCUCACUCGCGUCAGGGGUUAGAGCGCUGGCUCCCAUUUCUUCCGCUGUCGGCGCGGCAAACGGCAUGAAGGUGCAUUUGGAGAAGGGGGGCGCCGACACUUGUCGCAUUCGUGCGCCACUGCGUAUGUCCUUUCGCAGAGAAGGUGGUUAAGAUGCCGGAUGAAAUCACGCAGAAGCACUCGCAACUCAAAGUCGUCAUCGUACAGCACAUCGCAGAGAAAGAGACGCAAGAGUGGUUCGCGCGGACCGGCGGUCCACAAACAUUUUCAACCGGCACAUCGUCCUACAUCUUCAUCUCCGACCCUACCUUCGCGCUCUAUAGUCAGCAGGGCAUUGGUCACAUCGGUUGGGGCGGCAUAGUAAACUCGCGCGUCGUGCCUUCGCUGAAGCAGCUCAAGGGGCAGGAGAACAUCGACUUCAGGCUGACGGGCAAAAGGGAUUCUGCCAAUGGCAGACCUUCGGAAGGUUCGCAGUCGAUCGCGAGGGCAUCGUACGUUGGAUACAGGUGGCCAAGGACAGUGCGGAUAUGUGCGAGUUCUACGACGCUAUCAGGACAGCCCUUUGAGCCGUGUCUAGUCGAAAGGGAUAGUCGUUUGCUUAUCUUUAAGGCACGCGUAUAUGGAUGGUUAUCAUUGAUAUUCCCCCAAUUUUAGAUGCGCACAUGCGCUUCUGACUAUUUCCAUAUUGUAGGGAUCAUGGUGCAAGCCGCUCGACGGUCCAUUGGUCCUCAUCGGCAG